Molecule: messenger RNA, 3132 nt
Organism: Archocentrus centrarchus (flier cichlid)
Lineage: Eukaryota; Metazoa; Chordata; Actinopteri; Cichliformes; Cichlidae
Product: gastrula zinc finger protein XlCGF57.1-like
Exons: 3
Coding region: 222-1496 (424 amino acids)
Biological process (GO): regulation of DNA-templated transcription
Molecular function (GO): DNA-binding transcription factor activity, RNA polymerase II-specific; RNA polymerase II cis-regulatory region sequence-specific DNA binding
Source: RefSeq, a predicted model, not a curated record
UUAUGUAUUUAUGGCUCUAUAUUUAUAUACAUAUUUAAACACAUCUCGGAAAGAAAGAAGGACGGAACGAAAAGUUAACCGUCCGCCUCUCCCGGAACUUCACAGCGCGACAUCCGGUGGAAGUAAACAAUGAAAAGGCGGCAGUAUGGUUGCUCCAACGUGGACUUUUCCAGGAGCAUUUGUUCGCGUCUCCGCUGAGUCUCUGAGCUGUUGGAGUAACAAUGCCUUCAGUUCAGUAUCUGAGAGAGUUUAUCAACGAGCGGCUAACUGCUGCUGCUGAAGAAAUAUUCACAGAGUUUGAAAAAACCAUCGUCCAGUACGAGGAAGAGAUCGACCGUCAGCGCAGACUGCUGGAUAUCACCUGGAAACCCGAAAUAAAGGUGCACACAGACCACCUGCAGCAGCAUGUCUGUAAGGAGGAGGAGGCUCUCCCUGAGCAGCAGCUCUGGAACCAGGAGAGGAGCUCCAAUCUGGACCAGGAGGAACCAGAACCUCCACAGAUUAAAGAGGAACAGGAGGAACUCUGCAGCAGUCAGGACGGAGAGCAGCUUGCACUGAAGGAGGAGACUGAUACCUUUAUGGUGACUGCUUUUGCUGAGGAAAGAGACCACAGGGAGCAGCUCCUCUAUCACAGUUCUCUUCCUGAUCUCACUAACAGCAUAGAUCAGGAAGCAAGAAAGUAUAAAGAACCAAGAACAACCAAAACUGUAGAGUCAGAGUCAAAGAAGAAGCAUCCAAGUAACAAUGGAGACAAAUCAGUUAUGUCAGAAAGUGAGAGCAACACAGGAACAAAGUCAGUAAAAUGUUAUGUUUGUGAAAAAACCUUCAAGAAGAAGUCUCGGAUGCAGAUACAUUACAGAACUCACACGGGAGAAAAGCCAUAUUCAUGCAAAACAUGUGGGAAAAGAUUCAGCCAAAACUGUCAUUUGUCUGUUCACAUGAAAAUUCACAAAGGUGAGAAACCUUUUCCCUGUAAUGUUUGUGAAAAAACAUUUCGAGACACGUUAACGCUGAAAUAUCACAUGAGGAUUCACACGGGUGAGAAACCAUAUUCAUGCACAAUCUGUGGGAAGGGUUUCUGUCAAAGUAACAACUUGAACAUUCACAUGAGAACACACACGGGUGAGAGGCCUUACCCCUGCCACAUCUGUGAGAAACGAUUUAUCGACUCGUCCACACUGAAGAGACACGUCAGAACUCAUACGGGCGAGAAGCCCUAUGCCUGCAAAACCUGUGGGAAAAGUUUCAUUCAGAAAAAUAUUCUCUCUGUCCACAUGAGAAUCCACACAGGCGAGAAGCCACAUCCUUGUGAAGUGUGCGGGAAAAGCUUCAGAUCGCGUGAUCUCUUGUUGGGCCACCUAAGAUCUCACUCUGUUGUGCAUCAGUAUUUCUGUGAAACUUGUGGGAAAAGUUUCAGUGAACAAGGCAUUUUCACUGUUCACAUGAAAACUCACUCAGGAGAGAAUUAUCCUGGAAGCCAGCCUGAAAUUGUUUAAGAGAGAGUGCAAAAUAAAAGCAGUGCUUAGACUGUGCUUAAACACGAUUAUGUGAAUUUAUUGCAUGUCUCACAAGUUCUGAUUGUGAUCUGUCAUGGUGUCCUUUGGAUUCUUACAGAAGAGCAUCUCAUUAAGUAGCAAUUACAUUUGGGGGAAUUUGUUAGUGUAAGUUUUUACAGCAAACAGGAAGUAUAUUGUUGCCAUGGAUUCAGCGAGUUACACUGUGAGCUGCUUGUUUUCAGUUUGGAAAAUCUACUUCAGAAUUAGCUGUGAGGUUUUUUGCUGGUUUCUACUGACAGACAUCACUGAAUAUCUUUAUCACUGAGGAAAAUAAAAAUCAGGUAAGUCCUGAAGCAGCUGCCAUAUCAUAUCAUUGUACAUCAUCUUUUCAUCAAUUUUCCCAUCAUUACAUCAUCUGGAUGUCUUUUAAAACAAAGUGUGUGCUCCUCAUUGAGUCCCUUAAGAACCUUCAUGGUCAAAAAAAUGUCUGAAAAUGAUUGUUGAAAAUAUAUGAACUCCAGACUUUAAAGGUCAAUUUGAAACACUGAUCAAGACAAGACAAGAAAAAAAAAAGAAAAGAUAUAUUGGAUAUAGAUUUGUAUAGAAGCCAUUGAAAGUAUAAAAGAUGGACAUGGCCACCGUGGACUAUGAAGUGUCAGCCUUUGUGAUUUGUCACCUCCAUGUUGGGUUUUUUUUUUUUUUUUUUUUGGACCAUAUUUGGAUUAGAAGUGGAGUUAUCAGUUGAUCCAAGCUAGCUUGGUUAUCCACAGAGUGGGAGUGUCUCUCACACACACACACACACACCCACACACCCCUGCUAAUCCAGGGGUCAGCAACCUUUAACACUCAAAGAGUCAUUUGAACCCAGUUUCCACAGAAAAGAAAACACUGAGCCACAAAUACUACCGUGAGUGACGCUUAUAUUGAGAAACGAAAUAUUUCAAGAUCACAAUAAUGUUCAAAUUUAGAGCUACAACGAAAAACAAACUGACAAAAUAAAAUGCACUUCUAUUGGAUACUUAUAAUUAACUUCCCCAAGCCGCACAGAGCUGCAGCAUAAGCCUGAAAGAGCGGGUUGUCGACCUCUUUGCUAAUCAAUAACAUCCUCGAAUUUCUCUCACUACAACUGGAGCUCCGAUUUCUUGGAGGUCUGUUAGUCCAGUGAAGUGCACAGCAGCCAGAUUACUGGUGAGAUAAUUGCACUGAAAAUGCUCCAAACAGCACAUACAUGGUCCAGAGGUCCAGUUCAGGGACUCCAGUUAGAUGAGGUGAAGCCGAACAGACAAAGAUCAGCACACAUCAAUCAAAGAGGCCACUCCCCCAACACCAGUACUCAGGUAAAUGCAGAAAUUCACCCCUGUGCAGCUGUUAAGGGGUUAAUCAGCUACAGAGACCAAAGUAGUUUCUGCAGCAGCUUCUGGCUUCGUCUUUCAGCUGUGAAGGUUACUGUUACCAAUCAGGUUUCUCUUGUGAUCAUUGUAGAAUCCACACUUUAAUAUUUGCAUGAUUAUGAUGACUGUUUCCUUACACAGUUCCUGAAGCCUCAGUCUGUGUGCCAGCUGUUUCUUUCCUUACUCACUCCUGCAGCUUAACAGCACGUUGCUCUUUCCUGAAAUGUAAUCUAUAGCUUAACGCG